AUGAAUCACGCGCAAGCCGUUCUUGGGCUGCAUCCCUACUCAGCCGUUGAUCUAGCUUUCCUUAGAAAUGACUUGUUCUUUGAUAAAAUUCGCUUUGAUGGAACGACCAGUCGCUUUGCAGGCCCAUUCGCACUACGAUUGAUGCCGUCUGCGGUAUUGCUCCUGCUAUUCCCUAUCAGAGCUUUCCAAUUACAUCGAGCCAAUCUCAAGGUCCUACCGAACUACAUAGGUGCUAUCAAAGCUGUGCUCACUGUAGCCAUUGCAGCAGUUGAAUUAGCUUCCACAGUCCUAUGUUUGACAUCUUCAGCGCGUCCGAGUGGAAUAUCAAUUGCAGCCAAUGUCAUUACCUUAGUGGCGGCUCUUGCAGUAUGCCAUUUGUCAUUCAAUGAACAUGGUCGAUCGGUCAAACCUUCUACAAUACUGAUGCUCUAUCUACUGGCAUCUGUGAUAUGCGAGGGCACUCUCCUGGGGUUAUCUGACCUAGGACUUUGGGCAACUGGCACAACUCUUGUCCCUGUACUGUCAUUCAGCCUCAAACUAAUCUUCCUCAUCAUUGAAUCCAUUAACAAAAGAUCUUAUCUCAGAGAGCCGUAUAAGGAGCUGCCUGUUGAGCAGACAGUCAGCGACCUGAAUCGGGCAUUCCUGUUCUGGAUCAAUGACCUGAUACUCCUUGGUAAUUCUAAAUUGCUCAAAUAUUCUGAUAUACCGGGCCUCCAUGAGGCGCUCAAAUCAAAGGGUAUUCGUGCGCGGAUAGAGAAUGUAUGGGAUAAAACCACCAAGCCGGACAAUCAAGAGGGCUCAGAAGGUGGAGGCGUACUGCUGUGGGCACUGUUCAGAUUCUUCAGAAGGGCCCUCGUCCUGAACGCAAUUCCCAGGUUGCUGGUGAUCGCUUUCCGUUACUCACAACCAAUUUUCAUAAACAGGACAAUCAGAUAUGUGACUCAGUCGACCAGAGAAAUCGAAGAAGUAAAUGCUACUGGCUACUAUCUCGUUCUUGCCGCGUUAGUCAUAUAUGUUUCCUUUUGCGUGUACUAUCAAAACCAUAACAGAAUCAGGGUCCAAUGUCGCGGCGCACUUGUUGGCCUCAUCCAUGCUCGCUGUCUGACAAUGCGUGAUGGAAUUUACGACGAUGCUGCGGCUGUCACACAUAUGAGCAGUGAUACUGAUAAUGUGGAGAACCUCCCUUGGCUUUGUCAAGAAGCAUGGGCGCAGAUGAUCGAAUUUCUCAUCGGAGUGUGUAUGCUUUGGAAUGAGAUUGGAUGGUGGUGCUUGGCACCACUCCUCAUCAUAUCCUUAUCCUCGCUAGUCGCCCGAUGGGUUGCGGGUAAAGUUGCAAAAUACGUUGGAGAUUGGCAGAAGGCCCGACAAAGCCGAAUCUCAUUGACGGGCUCUAUGAUCGACUACAUCAAGAACAUCAAGAUGAUGGGAAUGACUGACACUAUCACGACAAGAAUUGAAGAAUCAAGGAAGUUUGAUAUAGCUAAGGGAAUGAAUGUUCGUUGGAUAAUCGUUUACUUCAACCUAGCAGGAAACUCUAUCGGAAUUUUCGCUCCUGCUGUAACUCUGAUAGGGUAUGCACUGGAUAUAUAUAUUCAUAGCAAAGAAUCUUUGGACCCAACGACGGCUUUUACGACGAUUGCCAUCAUCAGUCUGGUGUCUGUGCCGGCUAACAUGUUGCUUGCGCUUCCCACACAAUUCGCACAAGUCUACGGUUGUGCCACCAGAAUCCAGAAAUAUUUAUUGGAGCCGUCUCAAGACGACAGGCGUAUUUUGCUCGAACCUAGUUCGAGUAAAAUAGGCUCAGAUCUAAACAACAAGUACACAAGCGAAGAGCGUGUAAAUGGAAGCCAAAUUAGUGAUCAAACUCCAGCAGUGAUCCUCGAAGAUGUGGUGCUUAGACCAGCCAGUGGGGCGGACGUAUGCUUGGAUGGUAUAAACGCACAGCUAACUAAAGGCUCACUGAACGUGGUUGUCGGAGCCGUUGGUACAGGCAAGACAACGUUGGUGCGGGCCAUUCUUGGAGAUGUCGCACCUGACAGUGGCUCCAUCUAUGUCUCAACAAAACGUAUUGGUUAUUGUGCUCAGAAGCCCUGGCUUGUAAACGCCAGCAUCAAAACCAUGAUAACGGGCGGAACAGAAAUCGACGAGGAGUGGUACAAGACUGUCAUACAUGCAUGCUGCCUAGAACUGGACAUCCAAGAACUAGGCGGCGGAGAUUCGGAAGCUGUUGGUAGCCGCGGUGCUGUUCUUUCUGGCGGGCAGAGACAGAGAGUGGCACUUGCUCGAGCUGUGUAUUCGCGGCCCGAAAUAAUCAUUUUGGAUGAUGUACUCAGUGCGCUAGAUGUAAGAACGGAGGCUCAAGUAGCCACAAGAUUGCUAGGUCCGAAUGGCAUAUUCCGCUCUCUGGGGACAACCGUGAUUCUUAUGACCCACGCCACUCAGCACCUAUCCUCCGCCGACCUUAUUAUAGUCCUCGCCGACUCGAAAAUCGUGGAACAAGGCACCUACAAGGACGUCCAACUUUCCACAGCAUACGUCAGCAAACUUCAGGUCAAAGAAUCAACAUCGCAAUCAAUUUUGAACGAGAAGCCUUCAACUGUGCCCGGCACAAUUCCUCCUUCGAAGGAUGAGCAAUUAGAUCAUUCCAGGAGGAUGGGCGACUUAUCUGUCUACCUCUAUUACCUUAGAUGUGCUGGGCUACCUGUGUUGCUCGUGUUCCUAGUAUCCAAUCUCACUUUUGGAGCGACAAUAGCCACAACACCGUCCAUACUAAGGGCGUGGUCGGAGUCAGGAAGCCAGUAUAUGUGGUUCUACAUCGGGAUGUAUACUCUUUCGUCGCUUCUAGCAUUUGUUGCGACGGGAACCAUGAUAUCGUCAACGUUCAUCCUCAUCGCCCCUAGAGGGUCAAAGAUUCUGCAUCACCGUCUACUCAAGACUAUUAUGAGCGCGCCACUGUCAUACUUUACCACUACCGACACGGGUGUGACCCUGAACAGAUUCUCCGCAGAUCUCGCUUACAUAGAUCAGCCUCUGCCUAUACACCUGAUGAUCACCUGUUGGCAAUUUUUUAGGUUGAUUGCCCAAUUGGUACUACUCUUGCUCACGCAAGCAUACGUCGCCGUCGCCACACCUUUUUUGUUUGUAGUUCUGUACUUCUUGCAGAAACUAUAUUUAUAUACGUCCCGCCAAAUUCGACUCUUGGACAUUGAACUGAGAGCUGAGGUGGUAUCCAAUUUCUUGGAAACACUCGAGGGGAUCUCUCACAUCCGUGCCUUUGGUUGGCAAUCUCAAUUCAUCGAACAGAACACCAAGAAACUUGACAUAUCUCAGAGCCCGAACUAUAUCAUGCACGCUGUUCAACAAUGGCUGACUCUCGUGCUUGAUAUCUUGGUAGCGGGACUCGCUGUCUUGGUCAUCGGUCUUGCCACUGCUUCGAGGGUUUCUACUACUGGAGGACAGAUAGGCAUUGCUCUCAAUGUCAUUCUUACUGUAUCCGGGACUCUCAAGGGUCUUCUAGAGUCAUGGACACAACUCGAGACUGCCAUGGGCGCCGUCCACCGUAUCAAGGAGCUCGAAGAGACUCUUCUUCCAGAAUCCAACGAGAGAGAAAAUUCCGAGGCACCCCCGGAAUGGCCGAAUAACGGUGCUAUCGAGUUUCAAGACGUUGUUGCCGCCUACAACCCUGAGACGACCGCUCUGAAAGGGAUCUCAGUAAAAAUAUCCCCUGGUCAGAAAGUUGGAAUCUGUGGCCGCACUGGAAGCGGGAAAUCUACUUUGUUGUUGUCACUGCUACGACUCGUUGAGUUGAAAUCCGGUUCUAUCACAAUCGACGGCCUUGACUUGUCCACACUGCCGCGUGAGAAGAUCCGAUCAAGCCUAGUCGCGAUCCCCCAAGAUACCUUUGUUUUGAACGACACCAUACGGCACAACAUCGAUCCCUCGGGCACUGUGUCAGAUGAUGACAUCAUUGCAGCUCUCGAGAAGGUUCAGCUAUGGAACGUCAUCAAAUCUCGUGCUACCAAUAAUGGUAGUAAAGUCGGUAAUAGUUCUGCAGCGGCCUCCGGAACGGCAACACCAGAUAUUGAGGAGACUGUAAAUGGUACCUCAACGCCCCCAAAAGAGAAAUUUGACCCUCUCGAUGCAUCACUCAAGGGCUCUCCUCUAUCUCAUGGUCAAUUCCAGCUUUUCAGCCUCGCCCGUGCCUUGCUCCUGAAAGACCGAUCCAGGAUACUAAUCCUAGACGAAGCGACGAGUAACGUGGAUUCGAAGACGGACGAGCUUAUGCAGCGUAUCAUCAGGGAGGAGUUCGCCAAGCACACCAUCCUGACGGUCGCUCAUCGAUUAGACACUAUCCGAGAUGCUGAUAUUAUUCUUGUUAUGGAUAAGGGGCAGCUGAUAGAGAUUGGCACACCGGAAGAGAUACUGGCUAAGAAGAUCGACAUUACGGAUUAG
This is a messenger RNA of Truncatella angustata, 4452 nucleotides long. RefSeq names its product ABC transporter family protein. Gene Ontology annotation, cellular component: membrane. Gene Ontology annotation, biological process: transmembrane transport. Bases 1 to 4452 code for a protein of 1483 amino acids. Gene Ontology annotation, molecular function: ATP hydrolysis activity; ABC-type transporter activity; ATP binding. Lineage: Eukaryota; Fungi; Ascomycota; Sordariomycetes; Amphisphaeriales; Sporocadaceae. The transcript has 17 exons. The record is from RefSeq and is a predicted model, not a curated record.